This is a messenger RNA of Aspergillus calidoustus, 533 nucleotides long. Lineage: Eukaryota; Fungi; Ascomycota; Eurotiomycetes; Eurotiales; Aspergillaceae. The record is from the annotation of a GenBank genome assembly.
AUCCAUACUCGCGGUUGGGAUCCGUUGGCUGAUGCGUUACGGAAGAAGGCCUCGACAGCAACCACGUCCUCCGCUACUACGCGCGCAUGCGCUUCAUAACAAACCUCCUCCCCGCCCUCAAACUCUCCCGAACACCCCGGGUGGCGAGCAUUCUGGCCGCAGGCAAAGAAACCCAAAUCUCGCCAGACAACCUGGACCUCUGCAAAUCCUACUCGUUCACGACAGCCGGCUUCUACGCAACAACCAUGACGACGCUCGCCUUGUCGCACCUCGCAGCACAGCAUCCAAGUAUAAGCUUCUUGCACGUCUUCCCGGGCUUCGUGCCCACGCCAAUCUACACGUCCGCCUGGGGCGGGAUCGUCGGGACAAUUGUAAGUAUGCUCCUGUGGCCGUUUACGGUUCCGUUGAACCAGAGUGGGGAGUGGAGUUUGUUUGUGGCUACGAGUGCGGGGUUUCGGGCCAGGGAGUGUCAUGAGGCGCAUGAGGGGGUUCCGCUUGUUGAUGGGGUGAUCGGGUCUGGGGAUAUAUUCUGA